Molecule: messenger RNA, 1338 nt
Organism: Penicillium paradoxum
Lineage: Eukaryota; Fungi; Ascomycota; Eurotiomycetes; Eurotiales; Aspergillaceae
Product: Zn(II)2Cys6 transcription factor domain-containing protein
Exons: 1
Coding region: 1-1338 (445 amino acids)
Biological process (GO): regulation of DNA-templated transcription
Molecular function (GO): zinc ion binding; DNA-binding transcription factor activity, RNA polymerase II-specific
Source: RefSeq, a predicted model, not a curated record
AUGGAACCCCAAACCCCAGCCAGAUCUGGACCCUGCACCUCCGCCCAUUCACGGGUUCAAGGCAGCACUCGCAAGAAAUCUUGCCGGAAAUGUGUACAAGCCAAAGCGAGGUGUGACCUCGGCAACCCGAAAUGCAAAAGAUGCACGGUUCGAAGCAUUAUCUGUGAAUAUCCAAGCCGCAUCGAAUCAAACAACGGUCUAAGCAGAGAGAAUGAACAGAGCUAUGCCAACUUCAUGCCGGCGAAUAGUAUCUAUGAUGCAGGAUCUCUGGAUUCAACAUGGCCACCAGAGUUAGCUGCCGGUAUUGGGAAUCCUUCCCGACAUCAAGCUCAUUCAGCUAUUCCCAAUAGUGAACGUGUUUAUCUCGAUCCCAGUCUUGAUCUGGACUUCCAACACAAUGAUUUGGUAGCAAUGACAGAUGCGGAAGAAAUUCGUGAUCGCUGGCUGCGCCCCUACAUUUCAGAUUCGACGGGCCAGGAACCCAAGCAGCUGAACGCUCAUACCAUACAGUAUCUCACCUGUGUUUUGAAAUCAUACGUUAGAAACUUACUUGAUUCAAUUGCUCCGCCUUUUCUGCAUCCUUUGCAACUCGCGGCAAUACAUCCACCAGUACUGGCUUGUUGUUUCACACUGGUUCGGAUGUGGUUGACCCGGAUACCUGGAUCUGAGCCCUUGAUCCUAGGCACUAUACAUGGAGAAAUGAAAAAGAUUACUGACCAGGUAGAGGACUCUCCAUCUAUUUAUCCUAUACCAAAAUCUAACACACGACAGCAAACUUUUGGGAAUGACUUUGAUGGGCUAUGCUCCUUUCAGGCCUAUCUAAUCUACUUCAUGGCCCUGCAUUUCUUUCCUGCGGCCAACACUAUUGAAGAAGCCCAUCCAGCAGAAAACCAGACACAGAUCAAUAUGCAAGAAAUAGCCUUCCGAUCAGCAAAAACAGGUCUCACAUGCAGGACAGAACAAUGCAAAGCCCGACCGCGCUGGGAGUCAUGGAUAGUCGCCUCCGCCAAGCGCCGUACACUUUUCACCAUGUACCUCUUCACCAAUGUCUACAACACCCAAGUAGGACUACCGAACUUCGUUGCUGAAGAGCUCAGGGGCGUCAUGGUCCCAGAGAGUAAAAUCCUCUGGAGAGCUUCGAGCCGGACCGAUUGGGAACGGGAAUAUAAUCGGCACUUGUCCCGCUGGGAGGAUGGAAUGCUUGAGAUCUCGGAGCUGUGGAAGUCUUCUGAUACUGGAACUGACGCCCAGCGCGAGAGAAUCGAGCGGUGGUUGCAGUCCGCUGAUGAGUUUGGCGUGAUGCUGUUUGCUGUUUGUGCACAUAUCCAUGGUUGCUAA